Elgaria multicarinata webbii is the source of this 895-nucleotide messenger RNA. RefSeq lists its product as uncharacterized. The transcript is spliced from 5 exons. The coding region runs from base 1 to 654 and encodes 217 amino acids. Gene Ontology annotation, biological process: regulation of DNA-templated transcription. Lineage: Eukaryota; Metazoa; Chordata; Lepidosauria; Squamata; Anguidae. The record is from RefSeq and is a predicted model, not a curated record.
AUGGCCUUGGCUGAUUUUCACUACACCACUGGCAUCAGCAGCGGAUUCAAGGUCUACAUCUUGGAAGGCCAACCUUCUUUUGAGAACGAGCAGAGGUUCCGCCACCUCCCGGCCCAUCGGUUGCCCGUCUAUGCCAUCAGACGCAAGCUCAGCGUGGACGUCAGAAGCCAUGGCCCAAGUUCGGAGGGGCAAAAGGUGCCGAAAGUCCGGCGGUCAGCACGUGGACCUGCAGCUGGCUCCCGGGAGCCGAUGGCACCACGAGCUUCCCAAGACCCCGUUGCUGUGCCCUGUGUCACCACAUCCAGAGCUGAGCCUUGUGGGGCUUCUCAGGCCCUUCACCCAUCCUGCCCACACAAGUGCCCCCUGAGGAAUCCCCUGCUGGAUCCAGCCCUCACCGUGUCCCAGCUGCAGCAGAUGCGCCCUUCGGUAAUCACCUGCGCCCCCCGCCGGAGCUGCCCAGAGACACCGACAAGCACCAGCCCCCAGAUCCACCCACCAAAGCACAGGAGAGAUGUGAGCCCCGAUGCUCCCCAGGCACAGAGGCUCCAUGCGUGGACCAGUGGCUCAGCAGGGCCCUCAGCACCAUUCAGCAGUGAAGCCUCUCCCAAGCAGAGAAUCCAGGGGGCAGACAAGGAUCCCUGCCCUAGCCCUUGAUGGUCUUUCACCUUGACCCGGGAGAGCAUGUCACCAAUCCUUCCUAGGGCUGGAUCCAGAAGUCCUGACUGCCCUCCCCAUUUUCUGUCCUGGUAUCUGCUUUCCUCCUCCUGGCUUAGUGCCCUCCUGCACCAGCUCCAGGGACUGGAAGGCUCUCGGGCCAGACGCCCUCCAUGGGCCCCCUCCCUCAGAGAGUCUAUCUUCUCACCAGCAUUGUCAUGAGCUGCAGCUGCUGCUCCAC